AUGGCAUCUUCAAAAAUAGGCACGUUUGCCAACCCUGUCCUUCCGGGCUUCAAUCCGGAUCCAUCAGUCAUUCGGGUCGGCGAUGACUUCUUUUGUGUUACAUCGUCGUUUGAGUAUUUCCCUGGGGUCCCAAUUUAUCACAACAAAGACCUGAUCAAAUGGGUCUUAAUCGGACACGCCCUAACCCGGAAGUCGCAGCUUGAUAUCAAGACUCCCGAACCUGGAGGCGGUGUGUGGGCAACAACCAUUCGGUACCAUAACAGCGAGUUUUACAUAAUUACCAAUUCUUUUGACCGGUACCGACCGCAAAUCGAUGAUCGCGUAUGGCCUCGGGGCUUUUACGUGAAAACCAGCAACAUCUGGAAUGAUAGUAGCUGGUCAGAUCCAGUAUACUUUGAUCAAGUUGGGUUCGACUUUGACCUCUUCUGGGACGAUGAUGGAGUGGUAUAUUUGUCAUCCUGUUAUCGCAAGAUUGAUCGCUCUCCGGAUCCCAAAAUACGAGAUUUUGCUGUUCACAUAUCUACGGUCGAUCUCAAAUCUGGGACUUUGACAUCCAGACCCCGGAUGAUUCGCGAUUCCGCAUCCGGUUUCGCCGAAGGUUCCCAUCUCUUCAAGCGCAACGGUUAUUACUACCUGUUCACUGCUGAAGGCGGUACCGAGUCCGGACACUGCGAGUAUGUAACCCGAAGCCGAGAGGGUCCUUUCGGGCCGUGGGAAGCGGCACCGCACAACCCACUGUGGCGUAAUACAACCGAUGAUGGUAUCCAAAACACGGGGCAUUGCGACGUUGUUGAGGAUUCCCAGGGGCAGUGGUGGGCUAUGUGUUUAGGUGUGCGACCCAGGAAGGAAGGUAGCUCAUGGCGGACCUCGGUCUUCGGGCGCGAAACAAUGCUGCUUCCAGUUCGAUGGGAGAAUGACUGGCCGAUAUUCAAUGAAGGCAAAGCGGUUGCAUUGCGAAUGGAGGCGCCAAAUGGCUACAUUGUGGAGGAUGACAAGAGAUGGAGAGACGACUUCACGGGAAUCAAAUUAGGGCUGGGGUGGUAUAGAAAAAAUACCCCAGUGAGACAGGACUUCUCAAUGACAGCUCGCUCCAAUGAGCUCACACUGUAUGGUGGUCCGUACACCUUGUCAAUGCCUGCUUGUCCGACACUUUUCCUACGGAAGCAAAAGCAUUGGCCUGUUGUUUGGGAAACUCAACUGGAUUUUCAGCCUGAGGCACUACGCGUCGAAGCGGGGACUGUCGUCUGGUGGAACCACACUUGCUACGCCAGCAUAGGAGUAACACUUGUUAAGCGUAAUGGACAGCUACAACGAGCCAUCCGAUUGACUGAUCCAGACAAGGAAGUUAAAGAGGUAAUAAUCCCAGAGCAAGGUGCAGUAAAGUUGAUCAUUGAAAGCACUGAGACUAGCUAUCGACUAGGAUACCGAGAUGUCAGUCACGACGCACAUGAAGUGAAUGAGAGCUGGGCGUGGCUGGGUAACAUUGACACUCAGGUCAUGACGCGCGCCCCUGAGGUUGGACAGCCUUUUACAGGCAUGAUGAUGGGGUUGUACUCUUUUGGCGAGAUGCAGCCUGUUCUGAGUCCAGCGCAUUUCGCGUAUGCAGAGUUUCGAUAG
Bipolaris oryzae ATCC 44560 is the source of this 1617-nucleotide messenger RNA. RefSeq names its product glycoside hydrolase family 43 protein. The transcript has 2 exons. Gene Ontology annotation, molecular function: hydrolase activity, hydrolyzing O-glycosyl compounds. The coding region runs from base 1 to 1617 and encodes 538 amino acids. NCBI's taxonomy places the organism in Eukaryota, Fungi, Ascomycota, Dothideomycetes, Pleosporales, Pleosporaceae. Gene Ontology annotation, biological process: carbohydrate metabolic process. The record is from RefSeq and is a predicted model, not a curated record.